AUGUCAACUACAUUUACACAGCUGGUGCUUGGCCUCGCGUUUCGCGGCGCUCUUUGCUGGGCGAAGGGCGUGAACACGGACCCAGAUGAUCAGGAAGGUGUUUUGCCGGGUGAUGAGGAUCCACCUGCAGGCACACUGCCGGGCGACGAAGUCAGCCCGGUAACCGAAGAGAUAUUCUCAUCUUGGGCUCUUUUCAUCAUGUUAUUUCUGCUGAUAUCAGCAUUGUGGUCGAGUUACUUCCUUACACAGCGCCGCAUCAAGGCCGUCCAUGAAACAGUGCUCUCAAUUUUCUACGGUAUGGUCGUGGGCCUUAUAAUCCGGCUUUCUCCUGGUCAUUACAUCCAGGACGCGGUCACCUUCAAUUCCUCAUACUUCUUCAACAUUUUGCUGCCGCCUAUCAUUCUGAACUCAGGCUACGAGCUUAAUCAGGUCAAUUUCUUCAACAAUAUCGUCUCAAUUUUGGUAUUUGCGAUCCCCGGCACUUUUAUCUCAUCAGUGGUGCUAGGUGUGAUUCUGUAUAUCUGGACGGCGCUUGGGCUGGAAAGCAUUGAUAUUUCGUUUGUGGAUGCACUUUCAGUUGGUGCUACGCUUUCUGCCACUGACCCUGUCACUAUUUUAUCGAUAUUCAAUGCCUACAAGGUUGAUCCCAAGUUGUAUACCAUUAUUUUUGGCGAAUCCUUGCUUAAUGAUGCCAUAUCCAUCGUCAUGUUCGAAACUUGUCAAAAGUUCCACGGUAAACCUGCCAAGUUUUCCUCGUUUUUCGAAGGUAUAGGGCUUUUCCUCAUGACCUUCACAGUUUCGUUACUGAUAGGGGUAAUGAUUGGAAUUUUAGUUGCAUUACUUCUUAAGCACACUUUGAUUCGGCGGUAUCCUCGGAUUGAGAGUUGCCUAGUACUUCUAAUAGCAUACGAAUCCUACUUUUUCUCCAAUGGUUGCCAUAUGUCAGGAAUUGUUUCGCUACUGUUUUGCGGCAUAACUUUGAAGCACUAUGCUUACUUCAACAUGUCCAGAAGAACCCAGAUUACAGUGAAAUACAUAUUUCAACUCUUGGCCCAACUCUCUGAAAAUUUUAUUUUCAUCUACUUGGGCUUGUCCCUAUUUACCGAGGUUGAGUUGGUUUACAAGCCGCUGCUAAUCAUAAUAACAGGAAUUUCCAUCUGUGUCGCACGUUGGUGCGCAGUGUUUCCACUUUCGAAUUUCGUUAAUUGGCUUUACAGGGUCAAAGCAAGAAGAUCUAUGGGGAUAUAUGGCAACGACGCUGCAAUUCCUGAUGAAAUACCGUACCAGUAUCAAAUGAUGACAUUUUGGGCUGGCCUGAGAGGCGCAGUGGGUGUCGCACUGGCAAUGGGGUUACAAGGCGAGUUCAAAUUUACUUUGCUUGCUACCGUAUUGGUUGUUGUGGUGCUUACAGUCAUCAUAUUUGGAGGUACGACGGCUGGCAUGUUGGAAGUUCUAGGAAUCAAGACAGGGUGCAUUGACGAAAAUGACGAAUCAGACGAUGAAUUUGAUAUCGAGAUGCCUAAGCCUAUCACACUCGCCACAGGACCAAUAGCUUCAUACACUGAUGAGGUUCCUAGCGUGGAACCAAUCUCAGUGCCUAUCUCUACUGCGACAGCCACUAACCCGCUAAGCUCUGACACUGUUCAGUCCUCUUCCCGAGUAUCAUUGGACAAGCAGCACCUGCGGGAAACUCUGAGCACUAUAUUUUCCGCAGAUUCUCAGUGGUUCACAAAUUUCGACGAACAAGUUCUAAAGCCUGUCUUUUUGGACUCUGACAACUCUCAGUCAGGAAAAAAGAGCGACUCAAGUACCCCCAAUAUAAUGGGAAAUAGAAAGUAA
Lachancea thermotolerans CBS 6340 is the source of this 1839-nucleotide messenger RNA. It is a transcript of the gene NHX1, whose product is annotated as bifunctional K:H/Na:H antiporter NHX1. Gene Ontology annotation, molecular function: sodium:proton antiporter activity. Bases 1 to 1839 code for a protein of 612 amino acids. NCBI's taxonomy places the organism in Eukaryota, Fungi, Ascomycota, Saccharomycetes, Saccharomycetales, Saccharomycetaceae. The transcript has a single exon. Gene Ontology annotation, cellular component: fungal-type vacuole membrane; early endosome; late endosome. Gene Ontology annotation, biological process: sodium ion transport; vacuolar acidification; proton transmembrane transport. The record is from RefSeq and is a predicted model, not a curated record.